Molecule: messenger RNA, 1256 nt
Organism: Tripterygium wilfordii
Lineage: Eukaryota; Viridiplantae; Streptophyta; Magnoliopsida; Celastrales; Celastraceae
Product: reticulon-like protein B5
Exons: 5
Coding region: 216-968 (250 amino acids)
Source: RefSeq, a predicted model, not a curated record
GUCACUUCUUCUCCGUUUCAACUUUUGAAAUUCACCCCUAACCAGUAGGUUCGGUUAGAGAACGUCAGGCUCCGACGCCCAAUCGGUUUAUAUAGGCCUAUAGGGUGGCUCCCCAACCCUCAACACGCAGAACCUGCUAAUCACGCUGCCGUUACUUUGCUUGAGAGUGUUCCAGCAUCUGGGGUUUUGGAUCGGAUUUUUAGUACCCGAAUAGAAUGGCGGAGCAUUCCGAAAACCCUAUCGAGUCGAUGAUGGAGAAGAUAAGCGAGAAGAUCCACGAUCACGACUCGUCGUCAUCCUCGGACUCGGAGUCUGAGAAGCCGGCUUCUCCAUCGUCUGUGAAAGCCAAGAUUUACAGAUUGUUUGGGAGGGAGAGACCUGUCCACAAAGUUCUCGGUGGAGGAGCGCCUGCUGAUGUGUUCUUGUGGAGGAACAAGAAGAUCUCAGCCAGCAUUCUUGGUGGAGCCACUGCAAUAUGGAUCCUUUUUGAAUUGAUUGAAUAUCACCUGCUUACUCUAGUCUGCCACUCGCUGAUCUUUUCGCUUGCAGCUUUGUUCUUGUGGUCCAAUGCCCAUACUUUUAUCAAGAAGACUCCUCCUCGCAUUCCUGAAGUUCAUCUUCCAGAGGAGCCAUUCCUGCAGGUUGCUUCUUCAUUGAGAGUUGAGUUCAAUUGGGCUUUCGCAACUUUGCGGGACAUUGUAUCUGGAAAAGAUUUGAAGAAGUUUCUCAUUGUUAUAGCUGCCUUAUGGGUCCUUUCAGUUGUGGGAAGUUGGUGCAACUUCUUGACAUUGUUUUACAUCUCUUUUGUUUUGCUGCACACGGUACCUGUUCUGUAUGAGAAGUAUGAAGAUAAGAUCGAUCCAUUUGCAGAAAAGGCGAUGAAUGAGAUCAAAAAGCAGUAUGCAGUUUUUGAUGUCAAGGUUCUAAGUAAGAUUCCGAAAGUCCCGUUGAAAUCAAAAACCACUUAGAGAGGAUAUGUAAGUUUUUCCCCCAUAAGAUAAUUGGGUAAUCGAGGGUUUCUGUAAUUGGUGAUAUCUUCGAAUAGCUAUUUCUAGCGUCUUUGAAUUUUAUCAGAGCAAAUUUGUUACAGUAUGGGUUUAAUUCAAUACUAGGUUUCAUUUUUAGCGUUGGUUGUCGGCUUGGAGAAUAGAUGGUGGUUGUCACUAAAUAUCGAACAUAAUUUUUUGUGGGGAUUUUCAUUAUAAGCAUUGAUUGUCUGCUUGGAGAAUAUAGAUGCUCCUAAUAUUUUAUUUCAA